This is a messenger RNA of Paramecium pentaurelia, 385 nucleotides long. The record is from the annotation of a GenBank genome assembly. Lineage: Eukaryota; Ciliophora; Oligohymenophorea; Peniculida; Parameciidae.
AUGAUUAGAAAAAUAUCGUAAAAGAAAUAAAAAAUUAGCAUAGUAAAAAAGAAUAUAAAAAAGAACACUACAAAAGAGAUUGAAUAAAUUCAAAAGUUAAUUCUUUUGUUACAACAUUUGGAUACUGAUUUAUGUUUCUUGAAAGAGGAUAAUCUAAUCUUAAAAGAUGAUGUUAAUACAAAUUGUUAAAAUAAAUCUACUGAUAAAUUAAUUGCCAAAGGAUUAAAAGAGAGUAAUUUUUAUUAUAAAUGUAGAUUAAACCUGUAACACUUAAAAGUAAUCUCAUCCUUUAAAAGACACAUCAACUUUAGAAUAAGAAACUCAUUUUUUAUGUAAAGAUUUUUUAGAUUAGUACAAAAGAAAUAAAAAGAAGAACAGAGUGUGA